GUCAUUCAGUGUCUAUCGCGUCGCGAAGCUCCGAACACCUUGGGGAUAAAACGGAAGUUUCAUUCAACUCCGCGCAUUCAACGAAUUCGAAUUUCCUGUUUAUAUAUCGCACGUACCGAACCGACGGUUUGCAUCGCUGUACCGAAAAAAAAACCCGAUCAACAUUCGACCGAACCGAUUUCACAAGCCGACGAGGUAAAAGAUCGUCGAUGAUCGACUAACGGUUGAAUCAAACGUAUAGCAUCUGCACGCGGAAAUUAUAUUCCGCGUUCUGCAUCAACGAAUAACGCGAUACAGUUUCGUGCAUAUAAAAAAAAGGAUAAACUGUACAUAGGUAUUUACACCCAUAUAAACACCCAUAGCUGCAAUUCAACGGAGAACAGCUACAACAGCCGCAAUUCGCAAGUAAAACUCACGGUUGCGGUCGAGUGAUGGGCGAAAAUCAGUAACCAGCUUCUAGAGGUGUUAACGAAUAGAUUCCUGAUGUGUGCGGUUGAAUAAACUUCCGGGAAGCACCUCGUAGACGCUCGUCUACCGAAUAAUUUUAAGGACAAACGAAAAAUAGCAGAUCCCAUUAUUGUAACACCGGAAGCAAAAUGGUGUACAGAGGUACUCUGCAAACCGACGACCCCAGGGAUGCCCCGAAACUCGUCAGAAUGGCUCCGCUCAGAUCGAGCGGUCCCAGAAUUCCGUCGCGAACGGGAGAUCGCGUCAAUCAUCAAGGAAAUUCCGAAGCUGCCUCCAGAUCUGAUUCGAAAAUAAAAAUGGGUGUCCCGCGGCUACGAAAUAUAAACCAAAUCCGGGAGACCGUGUUCAUCGAUCGCUCGCUCACCCCGAUUGAAUUGAUAGGUAAAAAUCACAACGAUAAUAAAAAAAAUUCACGACCUUAUUCGAUAGCGAUACCAGCGUCCGAAAGUGACGUCGCUAAGAACGCGAAAAAUUCUCGUCCUCAGAGUACGAUGCUGGCUAAUUUAAGGGACCUCGAGAGACUGAGGAACACACCGACGUCGAAGAGGAGCGAAAAAAGUUGCAGGGCCAACGUGGCGGACAUAAAAUUACUGUCGAAAAUGGCAGCGACCGAUCUGAGGACCGCCGUAACUCCGUCCGAUCGAGACCCCGUGAAAAUUCAAUCGGACAUAUCGAGGAUCCAGCAAAUGUUCGAAUACGCUAAUUGCAGAGCGGUAACAACGGUGGGAUUGAAUGCGCCCGGUAACCGCGUCUCGUCGUCGUCUUUGAAAAAUAAUCCCGAUGUAGCGUACAGGCGGACCUCCGACGUCCCGAAGUCACGAGCGGAAGUGACGCGGUCUCACCACUUGGUCAAAUCCAAGACGCAAGACAGCUACUCCACAAAUUACGAGCAACGACAAACUAAAGAGAAACAGUACGCGGUUACGAGCGACCCGAGACACCCGAGCGUUUUAACGAGCUCCAAGGUCUCGCAGCAAAGUUCAAAGCCUCCGAAACAUCAGGCGUUAAAAACGCAACAUCAGAUCAUCAGAACCGCUGCGAGCAAUCCAGCGGUCAUCAACAGGCCGCCCAAUAAGCCGGAAAUUCCUAUAAUUCCCGUACGGAAACGGAAAGACAGGGACCAAUCGAGGGCGACGGAGGACAAGGGAUCGGAAUCGAUCGUCUGCAGAGAAGCUGAUCAAACGUUGCAAAGGAGUUUCGAGAGGUUGCACCAGCAGCCUUGCCAAAAGUCCGGAACUACGUCGUCCGAGACCGCGAUAAUUAAUGCCGAUAGUAGGGGCGGUUCGAACAAACGCAACGUGACCCUUCAGAGGCCCGAUAUCCUCGAAGGACUCCUCAAGGAAUCCGAUCGGCAAAUAGCGGACCUGGAACAGGACUUGGGUACGAGGAAAAGUAGACCGCGGAGCGUCUGGCGAGGUAUGGUGCAGUCCAUGAGGCUCCACGACGUCGAACUUCACUCCGACAACGAGGAGCAGCACAAAGAUAUCAACUUGUGGAACAAGAGCAUCAGUCAGCGGUGGCGGAAACUCAGGCGAAGAUGUUCGGUCCAAGAAAUUCCGGAGCCACAAGAAGCUCUUAUUCAAGGUGGAACCGCGCGUGCCGGCGUCAUACAUGCCGUCAGAUCGACGCCGACUAGCCGCGAGGUUUCUCCGGCGGCUAAAUCGCUUCAGGAAGGAUCGUCACCCAAGAAGUUACUGCAAACUAGUUCUCUAAGGCUACCAGGUACCUCUAAAGGCUUGUCCGACAUCCAACAAGUACUCCGUAGUAAGUUCAGCAAAAUAAACGCCGGCAUACGAAAGCGAAAGGCACUAAGCGUGACGGAGGUAUUUCCGGCCAAAGACAAUACCGCUUCAAAUUUUUACGUUCCUAGCCCGCUUUUGAGCACUUCGGCAAGUAGUCAAGGAUUUCCGAGUGAAAAUUAUCAUUCCGAAGGCGAAGAUGGGCCCAUGUCUCUUCCCCCUUACCCCUUUCACGACAAUUUGGAAACUCUGACCGAGAUCAGCGCGCCAAAUUCACCCGCACAGUGCAAAAGUCCCAACGCUGCCAAGAGUUGUUUCAAUUACGCAUCGCAAAAUACGAGCAAUCACAGUUCGCAGAAUUUUUCGCUGGUCGAAUCUAAUCAUCAGGAUCGUAAAGAAAUUGGAUAUGAAAACGUGGCUUUCGGUAGAAAUUCGCGCGGCGCUCUACACAGGAGUAACUCGGAGAACAGAGAAGGACACCGAGGCGACCCUAGCUACGAGAAUUUCCACUUUCAAAGAUCCCUUCACAGAUCGAGGGGAACUCCGGACGGAGAGAUCGUCGGCGAUCGCGUAUUUUCCGAAAGAUCCGGAGUCACCUUGGCCCGAAGUCACUCGGAGUCGAGAGAUCACCACUCGUACGAGAACGUCCACUUCCAGAAGAAUCUCAAUCAAAAAACUAGAAAUCACUCCGAUUCGAGCUACGAGAGCGUUCACAUCCCCAGGGUCGCUCCGCGCAAGAGAACGACGGAAUUUAAAAUCGGGGGACAAGUAUCCGGUAGUAAUUACUCGGCUACCCAAGAUACCACGGGGUCUUCAGGAGCAUUGGGAUUCCAUGAAGACGGACCGGCGAGUUUGGGGGCUAGCAGAAGUCCUGGGAAAAAGAACGCCAGGAGACUGAACAGCAGAAGCGUUGCGAACAUUCCCAAUUCUUCGGGGACGGGCCUCAAGGUUUGGCAAGGUGUUCAGGACACCGACGAAGGCUUGAACACCGACUCGGAACUUGAGGACAUAGAGGAGAAUCUCGAGGGCGAGGAGUCGAGAUUUUGCACACUGCCCAGGCCCGGAAAGGGCGGAGUGUCUUUUACAAUAAUGACGGCCAGGUUCCUAAAAGGUCCUGGACACAAAGGUUUGGGCUUUAGCAUCGUUGGGGGUACCGACAGCCCUAAAGGUAACAUGGGAAUAUACGUAAAAACGAUUUUCUCCAACGGACAAGCGUCUGACCUGGGGACGGUGAAGGAAGGUGACGAAAUACUGUCGAUCAAUUCGAAACCUCUACACGGAAUGACGCAUGCCGAGGCAAUCGCUGAAUUUAAAUCGGUCAAAGCUGGAGACGUGGUCCUGCACAUCGGUCGUCGUGUUUCUAGGCGUAAAAAGGAGUCUCUGACCCUGACGCCAACGGUAGCCGCCGCGCCUCUGCAGCAGGCUGUAAACUAAUCGUUAUCGUCAUUAUUAUAAUCAUAAGAGCAAAAAUCAUCGACUCAUUAUCGAAACGUUAUGAUAAUAAAAAUACGUCGUAAGGAAAUCUAAGCUAAUCGUAGGCGCAACCAUAUCAAUAGUUGAACGAAGGGAGAAGAAACAAUGAAUCAAAUUUAAUAUCUCCGAGACACGGAUCUUCCCUUUGGAUCAUAAAUUAAAAAAAUCAUCUUACACAUACCUAUAAUCCACUAUAUCGUAUUAAUCUAUCUUCGAACGUUAUAAUCUCAAUUAGCUUGGAUUAUACCGUACUAAUAAGUCUUCUGAGAAUUUCGCAGAGCCCAGCUUCCCACUCCGGUCCAUGCGAUAACUUUUGUAGAAAUAUAGCUCGUACGGAUACCACCGCAACUAUAGAUUUUCAUAAUUUAUAUGCGAUAAUUACAAUAUCGUUGCUGCCCGUGCUGUAAUAUUAUUGGUGAUAAUCGAGGACGUGUUGCUGCUAUUGUUGUUGUUAUUAUUAUUAUUAUUGUUGUUGGGAUUAUGAUUACUGCUAUCAUUCUUAUUAAUAUUAUUAGGGUAGACUGUAUUGCGAUAAAAAAAAAAACGGCUGUCAUAUUAAAUCGAUUAAAUUUUAUUAGGCAACGAAAAGUAUGGAUUCGUAUAUUAUAACGGAUGGGAAGCUGACCAGCUUAUUUUAAACAUUCUUCUUCGUAUUCUUUUCUUUCUUUUCUCAUCCACUCGGUUGACCUUACACCGAACAAAAAAACGCGAUUCCAUGACCAGACAAAUACAUGUACCACUAAAUGGCAAUUAUAAUGCGAAGCUUUUGAUUUUCGGUAGUAUAUGACAACGUGCAGCGAUAAAAAAAAAAAAACUUCCAAAAAACAAGAAUUCGUAGAUGUGAGGCAGCGAUUAUUAUAUAAUUAUAUAAGACAAACGGUAAAUCUCGUAUGUAAACGAAUAUAAUGAGCAAUGAAACUUAAUAUUUAUAAUAACAAUAUAUGAUUGAGAUAUAGAUGAGAAAAAUCGGUAUAUAACGUGAUAUACCAAGUGUAAUAAUUAAUAAUUAAUGAUUGUAAUGUGUAGUCAUUUUACGAUUCAGCGACAUAUACACGCGUGAAUCGUGAUCUACAAUUGAAUAAUGAUCGAAUAAUGAUCACACAGAUUUUGCUGAACCGCGAUUACGAUCGAUCCGAUAAUUUUCUCGCUCAUUAAAAUAUGACAGAAUUUACAUCCUGAAGGAAUGAGACUAAUAUUCGUGUACGCAGAGUGCAGUUAUACUUAUUGCACGACGGUAUAUAAUUAUAAUGAAAACCACGUAUUCGUGUAUACAUAACUAUGAUAAUCGCGGUGUAUAUGAUCAGGAAAUCCAAAGUCCAAACUACAAUAUAAGUUAAGUAAUAUCGAAUUAUUUUUUAAUCGUAGGCUAUAUACUUAGAAUGAAAAAACCAAGCAAAAUGAAUAUGAUAAAAAUAAGAAUUACAGAGCUCGCCCAAAGAUAAAGCCCAAAAAUAUUUUUACAAACUUGAUAGACGAAUAGAAAAAAAAUGGAAAUUGUUUGUUUUCUUUAAUAAUACUAAUAAUAAUAGAAAAACUUAAUAGCGAAGCAGAUACUAACGAAAUAAGAUUAUGACAAAAACGAAGAAAAACUGACAAAUAUAAUAGCAUACAAAGGUGAAAAAAUUUAUAUUUUAUAAUGAAAUUUUUAAACAAUAUAUGAAACGAUGAUCAAAUGAAAUAACUUCCACACGUUUGAUGUUUUUUUUUUUUUUUUUUCUCUACACUAUAAUGAAUUUCAGCGUCUAGUCCUGAAGUGGUUUCCUUAUCUAGUUUUCUUUGAACUUUUCUUCCCCGUAAAGUUUUAUUUCGAGAAAAAAUUUUAUACGCGCAGAAUUUAUUAGCAAUAGUUAACAAUAAUAUGAUCGUACGUAGUUUAUUAUGUGAAUCGAAUCCCCAAGGUGAAACGAGUGAAAUAUUAUAUUAUAUACUAUACGAGUAUAACAUACAUAUUGCUAUAUACAUACCAAACGUAACUAAUUAGGAUUAAUAAACUUUCGCUCAAACGAAGUAAUUUUUUAAUAAUAAAACGAUGAUGAUCAGUCAACGGCAUAUGUAAUUGACGUUAUAAAUUAUUUGGACCGAUGAUAUUUUAAGGGUAAUUUUGUUCUCGAUGCAACUCAUUCUCAGACGUAGUUUUUCCAAAAUUGUCAAUCGAUAAGCGUAAAGCUGAUUGCACGAAAAAUGAAUAGGAAGAAAAAGAAAAAUUACAGAUGAAAAUAUAACGUCCACGUAAAUAGUGUAAUACAAUCUUUA
Molecule: messenger RNA, 5933 nt
Organism: Athalia rosae (coleseed sawfly)
Lineage: Eukaryota; Metazoa; Arthropoda; Insecta; Hymenoptera; Athaliidae
Exons: 7
Coding region: 597-3641 (1014 amino acids)
Molecular function (GO): protein binding
Source: RefSeq, a predicted model, not a curated record